AUCGUCAAAAUGGCUGCCAAUGAAGGGGUCGACGCCCAGAUCAACACGGCCGCAUCGAUAGAGUACUGGAACAAUGUGCCAGCGACGGCCAACGGGAUGCUGGCCAUGCUGGGGGCGUACCCGUGGUACACACGCAUCGACCUGAGGGGAUCGCGGUCCUUUCUCGCCCGCGUCCGCCGCCUGAUCCCCGGCUGCACGACAGAGGGCCGUCUGGCGCGCGCGGUGGACUGCGGCGCAGGCGUUGGUCGCGUCACGGAGGGCUUUCUCGGUCUGGUGAGCGAGGCAGUCGACGCCGUGGAGCCCGUGGCCAAGUUCACGCAGGUGCUGCAGGCGAGCGCGCUGAAACGCGAGCAGAAGAUCAUCCAAGACGUGUACACGAUGGGGCUCGAGGACUGGCAGCCCGACAAGGCGUACGAUCUGGUCUGGAUCCAGUUCUGUCUCGGCCACCUGAAGGACCAGCAGCUGUGCGAGCUGCUGCAGCGCUGCCGGGCCGCCCUGACGGCCACGGGGGUCAUCGUCGUCAAGGAGAACCUGUCGACGCAUCCGCAGGGCCAGGACAUGUACGACGAGCUCGACAGCAGCGUCACUCGCACCGACGACAAGUUCAGGGCUCUCUUCGACCAGGCGGGCCUGCGACUCAUUGCGUCGGAGCUGCAGCUGGGCUUUCCCAAGACAUUCAAGCUUCUUCCCGUGCGUUUCUAUGCAUUACGCAAGAUUAACUGAAAGAAUAGUAAUAUAUCAAUAUCAUUAAUAAUCUCAUGUAGUUAGCCCACUAGGAGGUUACAUCUUAUCUUAUCUUACUCAGGCAACAAUAUUACUUCUCUCUCUCACUC
This is a messenger RNA of Penicilliopsis zonata CBS 506.65, 833 nucleotides long. RefSeq lists its product as hypothetical. Lineage: Eukaryota; Fungi; Ascomycota; Eurotiomycetes; Eurotiales; Aspergillaceae. The transcript has a single exon. The coding region runs from base 10 to 723 and encodes 237 amino acids. The record is from RefSeq and is a predicted model, not a curated record. Gene Ontology annotation, molecular function: N-terminal protein N-methyltransferase activity. Gene Ontology annotation, biological process: N-terminal protein amino acid methylation. Gene Ontology annotation, cellular component: cytoplasm.